AUCACCAUCUCUCGUCCUCCAUGUUACCAUGCCAGAGACACAGGCGCCGGCUGCAGACAGCCCCCUGCACCAUCUCCCUCCCUCGCAACACCAGCAACCGGUGCUCAAUCUGAUCCACGUGGGCCUGCGCGAGGCCAGUCUCGACUCGCCCACUUUCCGCUGCUCGGCCCUGCACUUUGCAGACAACAUAGAUGCCGUGGAGCGAUGGCUCGAUGGCUAUCUCAAGGCUGCCUCCCGCCUCGUGGCCGAGGUGUCGGCUCUGGAGGCUGCCGUCAACUCGUUCUUGACCCACUCCAUGCCACCCGCUCCCAUCAGCGAGGCUGUCCUUGACCACGACUACACCCUGCUGGCGACGCGUCGAUAUGGCGAAGGAGCGCGAGAGGUCUGGGGUAAUACGUUGCGAGGCGUGAAACGCUGCGAUACCGCUGUAAUUGAGCCCAUCAGAGGCUUCCUCAAUCAGGAACUGCGCGUCUUCAAAGAAUCGAGGCGCGCAAUGGAUAGUGCACAAAAAGCAUUCGAUGCUGUGCUCAACCGCUAUGCGGCCCAGAGCAAGGGUAAAGAGGCUUCCUCACUGCGCGAAGAGGCUUUUCAACUCCAUGAAGCACGAAAGCUGUAUCUCAAGGCCAGUAUGGACUUCUGUGUACAGGCUCCACAGCUACGUGCAUCGCUGGAUCAGCUCAUCGUUCGAGUCUUUGCAGAUCAAUGGAAAGAGAUGCGUCAAGGUCGAGAGUCCAGCAUUGCCACAUUUGCGAAGUGGGGAGCCGAAAUGGAACGUGUCCGUGGUUGGAGCAGAGAAAUGGAAAAUUCAGAGCGGGCUUUCAAACGUGAGCUCCUCACGGCGCGGAGGCUGAUCGAGGAAGCUGCCGAGAAGAAGAAACGACCAUCUCGGGAGUUGGAAGAUUAUGCUGCAUCAACUGUACCGUACCUAGGCACCGGGGCCUCUUCUGCCACUGGUGCUGGUGGCAGCUCGCUUGAUGUGGCUGAGAAGCAAGGAUGGCUUUUCUUGCGCACUAGCACGGCCCGUCCUGCGAGAACAGUAUGGUCGCGCCGAUGGUUCUUUGUGAAGAACGGCAUAUUCGGAUGGCUCGUUCAAGGCACGCGCUCUGGUGGGGUUGAAGAGAGUGACAGAACCGGUGUUCUUUUGUGCAGCGUACGCCCUGCUUUCCAAGAAGAACGUCGUUUCUGUUUUGAAGUCAAGACCAAGGACCAGAGCAUCAUUCUUCAAGCAGAGACGCAACAAGAGCUCACCGAGUGGAUCAAUGCAUUCGAAGUGGCAAAGAGGAAGGCUCUAGAUGAUCCCGCCAGCACCGAGACUUCAUCAGCGGCUCAUGGGAUUGACCCAGCGUUUGCCAUUAGUCCUCCAAUGGCACCGGAAUUUGCUGCCAAGAUUGGCGACGGUCAUGCAGCACAGACUAGCGAAGACCUUGGACUUGGACUCGCGGCCCCGGAAAGAGAAGGUACAGGCUUGGGAGUAGCUAACCGCACUAGCUUUGAUGUCAACCCUCGACGAGUAAUGAGUCUGGAGCGAGACGCCGAAGGGGGCCUACGGGAGGCCUCGCGCGACCAUGCCGCACGCCUCAUACAAAAGCUCGAUCUGCACAAGAGAUCUACAGCUUCGUCUCAAGCAAGCCAAGGGUCGACACCAGGCGGCGGCGGCAUCGCCAGCCUCAUCUCAGCGAGUCACAACAUCUUACCCGUUGGCCCUGGUGCUGCAGAUGGACCAAAGCGGAAUUUUACGAUGCCUGCUAGCAUUCAGCCAACCAGUAGCUUGGCACCUUCCACACUUGCGAACCCUCCCGCCGCUACUAAUCUAAGCCACACUGCGGUUGUUGUUAGUGGCGAGAGAGGCCUCAAUCUUGGCCGUACUGAUGGCUCCGGUGUGCCCUCGGGCAUCCUUGCUAACUUGUGGGGAAGUAACAAUUGGGGCCAUAUCAACCGCUUAGGUCCCGAUGACGAUACGUCGCAGCCAUCUAGUCCCAGAUUGCGCGCGAUGUCUAUCUCACAAGACGACUCUGUUGUGAUGGACGGUCAUGACGCAUCCGAUCCCAACGACCCCUUGGCAUCAGGGUUGGGUUCUGUUCUGGGACAUCGGAAGAACUUGAGUGUCGGUGGUGAGAUCAACUUACCUACACCGAGGACGGCCAAGCAUGACGCAGCAGCCUCAGUUGUCGGCGAUGACUUUCCAGCACUCUACCCACUGCCUCUGAAGGCGCAAAAUGCGCAGUUCCAUACGCUUUUCCCUGCAGUCCCCAAAUCAGAAAAAGUGGUACUAGUUUUCCGCGCGACGUGGAAUCCGAAUGAUCAGCAGGAAUUUCCUGGCCGCGUCUAUGUCACCCACAGGGAGAUUUACUUCUUCUCCAACCAUUUGGGCUUGGUGCUGAUUACUGGCGUCAGUCUUUCGACGCUCGAUGAAGUCACGGCAGCACCAGGCAGAGAUUGUGAUUUCAUCUAUCUCCAUCUCCGGGAGGGCAUCCGCCAAGACGAUGCGCGUAGAAUCACAAUCAAGAUUUUCCUGGAACCACUAAGGCUCUUGCAGCGUAGACUCAAUUUUCUGGUGCGCAAUGCUCGUUCGGAUGAACCAGAAAGUCUCGAAGAGAUCCUGAGGAUUCUGAUCAAGAUGGAAUCCGACCCACUGCCCCGGAGGUCCAGCGUCGACAGCUGGGAAGAUGUCAUCUAUGAAGCUGAAGACUCCGGUCAGGGUAAUCUGAUGACUCCCGAUCGUCGUCGUGUCCGUAAUCUGAAAGCCAGCUUACGAAUCGACGGAAGCCUUUAUGGAGAAGCGGCAAGGACAGGGCGAGAACUACAAAAGUUCAAACUCCCCGCACAGGCAGUUGUGUAUGCGCCUUCCGGAAUGCAGAGCAGCGUGUCCCGAGACUUCAACGUGAGCGCCAAAGCACUAUUCCAUGUUAUGUUUGGGGAUAAGAGCGCCGUCUUCCAAUUGCUAUAUGCAAACCGGCGGGCCACCAAUAUCUUGCAGACACCCUGGACCAAGACCGACCAGGGUCAUUGGAACAGGCGAUUCACGAGCCAGGAUCAAUCGCUGGCGGACACACAAACCAUUGACAUCUUCAACGACCAUCUCUGCUACGUGGUCACGAGUAACACGCAGCCCUGGCGACAGCCUUAUGGAAACUCGUUCGCCUUGACGACUAAAUUUGUGUUGACGCACACGGCCAAGUCGAGGUGUAAACUCGCCAUCUUUGAGAAGCUCGUCUGGCAUAAAUAUCCGCCAAUGCCGUACCUCAAACAUUUGAUAGAGAGACAAGCAUACAACUCGUUGGACGCGGACGCCUUGGACCUGUCGAAUGUGGCGAUGGACCAAGUAGCCAAGCUUGGUAAUCACAGCAAGACUAACAAGGCAGUCGACAUCUUUGGCAGUGUUGGACAGCAAUCUCAGGCCGCCCAAAUUGACAGCAGUCAGGUGCCGAACGGUGCGUUGCCAGUUAUUGGCGCAGCCGCAAACAAACCCAUGGGCAUUGCCCAGCUGGUGUGGAAUGACCUCUUUGCUCGCACGCUUAGUGCUUGCAGCCUGCUACUCGAUCUGAUGAUUGCUGUCGGCAAGGGCGCAGUAUCUCUGUGCAAUGCGCACACCCUGCUUGUUCUGGUACUGUUCAUCUCGGCGCUUUACAAUGGAUGGCAUGCGUACCGCGAUGGCUUAGUGUGGUAUCACGAUCGAAGUGCGACACGGUUCAUGGCGAGGAUUGGUGUGGCACCAGACGCGAUGAUGACCAAAGGCGUCUAUCUCAACGACAUCGUUGAUGAGCUGCUGGCAUCACAAUCUACAGUCAAUGACACCCUCCCAGUGCAAACGAGCAGUGAUACUGGCCCACGAAGGACAUGUCGAACCACGUUCCAUGAACAGCUCACGACUUCAAAGUCUUUGACGCGAGGCCCAUCUUUGGGCGUGAGUCUCCAACAAUCCCGAGACUCAUUAGCGAAGUAUAGGCAUGACUUACUUGUCGCUCUACGCGUAAUCAACCGCAUUGAGAAGGACGUCGUGUCGGCGGAGUUUGAGACCUGGGUACACUCGGAGGAGCAAAAGUGCGAGCGUGUCGAGAACAUGCUACGCCAAUUGAGUGAGAAAGAGCCCAACUCGAAAGGAAAGAAAGCCGUAUACAUGGCAGAGCUGGGUGAGGACUUCGCAGAGUACUGCCACAGUUGCCGGAUCGAGGCUUCGUCACUCGACACCGGUAUCCUGCUAGCAUGAAGAAGAAGAAGAAGAAGAAGAAGGACAACUUAUGGUGCCUUGUAGAGCUACCCCGAAUAAACAAUGCUUGG
Molecule: messenger RNA, 4278 nt
Organism: Sphaerulina musiva SO2202
Lineage: Eukaryota; Fungi; Ascomycota; Dothideomycetes; Mycosphaerellales; Mycosphaerellaceae
Exons: 5
Coding region: 29-4207 (1392 amino acids)
Cellular component (GO): endoplasmic reticulum; cytoplasm; plasma membrane
Molecular function (GO): protein binding
Source: RefSeq, a predicted model, not a curated record